UACGUGUAUUUAAAUAUAUAUUUAUUUAAAAAAUCUCAUAAGAGAAGAUACAAUGUUCGUACUGAAAUUGGUGCUUGUUGCGUGCGCAGUAUUGGUAAAAUGUGACGCAGCCUUCGUGGACACACUAACAAAAUGUAGUAUUCAAAAUGACGAAUGCCUUAGUAACUUUUACGAAAGCAGUCUACGAAAAAUCGGCUCAGUGGGCAUCCCGGAAAUAAAUAUGCCUCCCAUUGAUCCCUACAAAAUUACGAACGUAACAGUAAAAGUAUUGGACGUGGUCACAGUAACGAUGACCGAUGGAGUUCUUAGGGGACUCAGUAAAUGUAAAUCAUUAAAGUACCAUAUGGAUUUGAAAAAACGAACUGUCGUACAGGAAUUUGUUUGCAACUUAUCAAUAAUAGGCAACAUCGUCAUCGAAGGCUCGAGUCCAGCAGUCCAAGGAAUCUUUGGUGCUCCAUCAAUUGACGGCGUGGGCACGGGAAAAGUUAAACUUGAAAAGUUAUUUUUCCGCUUUGAUUUUCCACUCAUCCCUUUCAAGAAAGAGGACGGUGAAGUUUAUUUUAAGAUUUUGAACAAAAAUAUUAAAUACAAGUAUGAUGUUAAAAAAGUCAUUUUUGAAGCUGAGAAGUUAAUGGUUGGAUCAGAGGAUAUCAGUAAAGUUGUUAUUCCUUAUUUAAAUAAUAAUUAUGAAAUAAUGCUACAGAUCAUCGGCCCUGAGUUCUUUAAGAAAGGCAAGGACAUCUUUGUGGAUGUUUACAAUAUGUUCAUAGGGCGCAUAUCUACGAAAAAUUACCUCAGCGAGAAUCUAUCUUAUCUUGUAGACUAAAACGUAUUUUAUUAAAUAUCUGUAAUUUUAUGUUUGUGGUAAAUAAAUAGUGUUUAUUAAAUGUUUCUUUUUGUCCUUUCAUACUUCA
Messenger RNA from Bicyclus anynana (squinting bush brown), 914 nucleotides. RefSeq lists its product as uncharacterized. The record is from RefSeq and is a predicted model, not a curated record. Lineage: Eukaryota; Metazoa; Arthropoda; Insecta; Lepidoptera; Nymphalidae. The coding region runs from base 53 to 826 and encodes 257 amino acids. The transcript has 5 exons.